UGAGCCCUUUGUUCCGCGUUUAAGUCAAACAGGGCGUUAUCCCGACCGCGUCCGAAGGCACUUUGCUGGUGCGUUUCGAUCGCUCUCUGUAUCUCCGAAAAACAAAACCUCUAGUCCUGCUCACAACCAGAACAAACCAGUGGCGACCACUUCUAUGACGGUGGAUGAACAUGAAACUGCACUGCAGGAAGCGACUAAAACAGGAAACUCCAAUGAAGUUGACCAGCUCGCUACACCGGCUCACUUUGAUGAAGACGUAGGAAGUCAACAUGGAUUCUCAUCUCGAUCCCCUAUGUUAAUAAAGGAUGAUCAAGUACUAGAAGCACAAAUGCCACUAGUUGAGAGUCAUGCCGAUCAACAAGAC
This is a messenger RNA of Amoebophrya sp. A25, 364 nucleotides long. The record is from the annotation of a GenBank genome assembly. NCBI's taxonomy places the organism in Eukaryota, Dinophyceae, Syndiniales, Amoebophryaceae.